AUGACUACCACUCGUUUCUCCACGUCGCUGCCUCUUCCACAUUAUGGCACCCAAUCCCUUGUCGCCGAAGUCCUUGGCGCCGACGCCACAGCGACCACAUACCUCUUGAACUGCCCCCCUGGCACCGAUGGCAACGACUGUGGCACGUACAACAACACACUUACGGUUGGACCCUGGGCAAGCCAAACCAUUCCGGCCGGCGCUGCCAGCACAGGAAAUCUGGAUAUCUUCAUCACGAUGCCAUCUGAAGACGAGGAUGAUUGGAGGAUGUCUGUCCACUGCAAAAUGUCCCAUACCGUUGCUAAGGGUUGCACCACCAUCAAUCUGGGUGGAAACGAUGAUGGAUCUCCCACUUCUACUAUCUCCGACACUGAUGAGUUGGAAGCGUACGACCUUACUUAUGCACCUGUCGUCAUUACCGCUGGUUUGGAUCUUCUCAGCGCCAAACAUACUGGUGUUCCAGAAGCCAGCGCAACCACCACUGAGAGUUCUGAAAAGGAAACCACUACACCUACAAGUACUUCUGGCGCCUCGACAUACUUUGCACAUGUAUUCGGAGCCAUAUCUGUUGCUGGGAUUGCUGUUUCUUUGCUCUUGUCUUAG
Molecule: messenger RNA, 603 nt
Organism: Fusarium venenatum
Lineage: Eukaryota; Fungi; Ascomycota; Sordariomycetes; Hypocreales; Nectriaceae
Source: RefSeq, a predicted model, not a curated record